Molecule: messenger RNA, 3843 nt
Organism: Venturia canescens
Lineage: Eukaryota; Metazoa; Arthropoda; Insecta; Hymenoptera; Ichneumonidae
Gene: EDTP
Product: Egg-derived tyrosine phosphatase
Exons: 6
Coding region: 1435-3372 (645 amino acids)
Biological process (GO): dephosphorylation
Molecular function (GO): phosphatidylinositol-3-phosphate phosphatase activity
Source: RefSeq, a predicted model, not a curated record
AAAGAGACAGUAGUAGCGUAGUAGCAAGAAGUCAACUGUCAUUGACGCGUACGGGUGCGAUUCAAUUUGAAAAAAAAAAUCUUUUUCGCCGAGACUUCGCGGACCUCAUAGUAAAAAGAAAAAAACUAAAUAAAAAACAAGAUCGGUGGUGGCGAGAGAAGAAACAGAAGGAAUGUGAAUAAUGUUGAAUUUUCAUUUCGAAUAAGUCGCGCGUUUGAGCGAUAGCCACGAAUCACGUUUUUCUUUUCGAUUCAUACAAUCUGAGAACUUCAUUACAAGGAUAUACGGAUAAUCAAUGAAUGACCGGUGAUAAAACGGCUUGGAUAAGUGUCAAAAUAUUCGAGUGAAUUUUUUGAAUGGUUGAAAAUGAAAAAAAAUAAGAAAAUAAACUCGAAGUAAAGCAACCCGAGAUACACGCGGUGAUGAUUCGGGAAGUGAGGUUAUGUCGGUCACUUGUCACACACGCGAGAACGAGCGCGCGCGCGCACCCGUGACUUUCUCCGACUGAGUGUUGUUUGUAUACAUAUAUAUUUUAUUAUACAUGCAAAUAUAAAAUAUACAGAUCGCGUACGUACACGUAUACGUCUACGGGGAGUGUUUUGUCUCCGUCGCCACGCGCUCGUGUCACGUCGCGUGCGAAUCGUCUCGACACCCACGAGUUUAGCAUUUAUAGUUAAGAAAACACAUAUUGCGAAAACUAUUCUCAGUGCCAGAGUGUAAUAAAUAUAAAAACAACAACAGAAACACGUUAACGAAAUUUAUCGCACGCAGCCGAAACGUGCACGUUACUAUUUUAGCACUCUUGUUUUUUUACCCACUUUUUCUCACCGUCAAUGUUCAAUAUCCACGCUCCGAACAUGACUUUCUCAAGUAUCGCGUUUGACAAAAAAUGCCACCGCGAUUUUUAUCCUCGAAUUUUACGAUCCUUAUGCUUCUUUUCGUUCAGAUUUUCGUAGCUCGGAAAAAUCACAGUUAAACGUAUUUUUAUGGCUGUUGAUUCUCAUAUUUUUGGUGAACCUUUCGAUCGAAGAGAGCCGUCAAUGGAUCAUCGAUUUUUGAGAAUAUCGUUCGACUCCCUGCUGAGUAGAACUCUUGAAAAUUUCAGUAGAAAUACAGUAAUUAACGGAAUAAAAAUAUGGUCAAAUAAAAGUUAAAAUUGAGAAUUUUACAUCUAUCCAUAGUUUCUGAGAAUCAAGUUUCCCCAUACUUGCAUUUUUACUGCCGAAUCUAUAUCUUUGUUAUUUUUUAUUAUUAUUUAUUUAUUUUUCACUCUGCGUUUUGUCAACCUUAUUUUACAUACAUUGACAUGGACCGUUAUUUCAUUUACUUUCAAUUACGUUCGUAAUAACCUAUUUUUCCUGAGUUUAUCCUGUCAGAGCAAACUUUUUUAUCCCUUCAUCCCCCAUCGAGAACUAUUCACGUUUAAACUCAACUAUGACCGACAUCGAUAUUCAAGAUUUGCACAACUUGCUCGUUUACUUUUCUAAAAAUACUUACCGAGCCAAGGAUCCGGACAAUACGAGUCAGGCGAUAAUGCAGCAAUGUUUACUGCUAACGGAUCUGGAUUACGCUCAUUCAGUGAUAAACAACAACGGUGGAGAUUUGAGCGCUCAUUAUCCAAGCCAUUUGAUAAUCCUUGAGUACGAGAAGCACAAAAAUCCACAAACGUGUGAAACACCGCCACCAAUGCCACGAACGACUGAGACUAUUUAUGAGAGCAUAUACGAUCCGAAUAAAUUGAAAGAAUUGAUAAAGAGCGCUAGAUACGCGAGAUGUCGUUCGAGAUUUCCAUUGCCGGUGAUUUUAUACAAAGGUCGACACAUUUGUCGGAGCGCGACACUCUCCGGUGGACCUGAGAUCUAUGGCAGAUCAGGAUUGGAUUUCUUAUUCGCUGGCAACGAGACUGGUGUUUUGGAACAAGACGACGAAGCGAGAGCCGCUGGCGAUACUGGUAUUUUAAGCGACUGGCAAUUAUUCGAUAAAGUACGAAAUCAGGAUAUCAAAUUGCUAAAAACUCUUAACGUUGGUAAUAUCGUCGAUUUUAUGGUCGAGAAGAAAAAAGUCAAAUUCGGAAUGAACGUAACGUCCUCCGAGAAAGUCGACAAGGCCAAAAGGUAUUCGGAUUUUACGAUAAUGUCACUGCCGUAUCCGGGAUGUGAAUUCUUCAAGGAGUUCCGACACAACGAUUACUUCGCAGCGGAUCUCGUAUUCGAUUGGUCCCAGGGACACAUCGACGCCGAAAUAAGCGUUCCGGAUGAUCCGAUUUCAUUGCAAUUGCGAAUUAAUUGGGAACAGUAUCAGGUGUGGGAUCUGGUACAGCUUACGCAAAACUACAUGAAACUCAUUCUAAAAUAUCUCACGGAUAGCAGUAGUGGAAUGUUGAUCCACUGUAUAUCGGGAUGGGACAGAACGCCGCUAUUUGUUUCAUUGUUAAGGCUAAGUCUGUGGGCUGACGGUGCAAUUCAUACGUCUCUAAAUCCGUGUCAAAUUCUCUAUUUAACGAUAGCUUAUGAUUGGAUGUUAUUUGGCCAUGACCUAGCGGAUCGCGUGAGCAAAGGCGAGGACAUAUUUUUCUUCUGUUUUCAUUUUUUGAAACACCUGGAGGAAGAUGAGUACAGCGUUUCGCCUCGUCAUGGACGUACGAAACACUCGGUACUUCGUAACGACAGCGAUUCGCACCUCGACAACGUCAUGUUCGACAACGAUUCCAUCGUGACUCAUAGCUCGGUCAGCUCCAACAUCAGUCUAAACAGUUGUUGCAGCUCGUUCAGUCAAAACAGUCGCGACAGCCAAGACAAUAAUCCACCCUCGGUUUUUCCAUGUUCUUCCACCGAACCCCAGGACGAUUUUCACAGUAACGGGAACGUCGUGCCAUGGACUUUUCACACAUCAAAUAAGGAAACCGCUGCUGUUGGACACGGCUCUCGUUCGCCAUUGCCAACGAACAGAACGUCGCCGGUCGCAGUGCCAAUGCCGGGACGGCUUAGACAACGGAACGAGUCAACGUCUUCCGGUGGUUCUUGGCAAAUGGUUUCGGGAACUGGAAGUUUUCGGGGCUCGACAACCGCGAACGGUGCACUUCCGGAAUAUUUGUCCUCGUCCGGUCUGUCGUCCAAGUCCAACUACGUCUCGUCCACGGGUCAAACUUCACAGGAAUCGAGCACAACAAUAAUCGAAGACGAUACAGAAAUUCCAUUGCCACAAAGUCGGAAGGAAAGACUUCAUUGUUUGCGAACAGUUUUUUCAACGGCUUACGCUCAUACGGUCGGUUUGCGAAUGAAGGACAAUUCGGAAGCGGCGAGUUUCAGCCAGUUACUCGGUAAUUUUGCGGAAAAAGUUGGAAUAAUAACACCGCAGCGAACAUCGUUGUGACCGUAGAAAGCGUUUAUAAAUAUUUUUUAUUACGUAUGCGUUUUUGACUGGCCGUUGUUGUUAUUGAUUCGUCGACUCAACUGAGAUUUUUAUAUUAAAAACUUGUAACAACGAGACAAAGAGACACGGGCGAAGAGAGCCAAACUGUAAAUUAUUGUUUAAACGUAUGCUGAAACGUCGAGGAUCUCGUUAAUCGGAAAAAAAAAAAUAUCGAAAGAAAACUUAUUGCAAACGUUUGCUGACGCCACGAAAUCGCGUUACGUAAUAAACUUGAUAUUUUUGUAUAUAAUCGUGAGAUUUAACGGGGAAUUGACGAUUGCCAAGGUAUGCCUGUGCAAGAAUAUAUUCAAAGCUCAAACGAGAUUAUUAUAUAACAAGAAAAAAAAGGUUUAAAAAACGAACAAUUGAAUAAGGAAAAAUGAGUUAAUAAAACGAUUCACGACUGUUGGUGGUAUUUACGACGACAUGAAA